Molecule: messenger RNA, 4750 nt
Organism: Globicephala melas (long-finned pilot whale)
Lineage: Eukaryota; Metazoa; Chordata; Mammalia; Artiodactyla; Delphinidae
Product: calcium release-activated calcium channel protein 1
Biological process (GO): store-operated calcium entry
Cellular component (GO): membrane
Molecular function (GO): store-operated calcium channel activity
Source: RefSeq, a predicted model, not a curated record
CCCACGGCCCCCACGGGCUACCCCUCUUCCUCUUCCUUCACUCACCCCACCUCGUUACCUACGUGGCCGACCCAAAUUCAAAACAUUUUGUGUAUAUAUAAUUUUUUUUCUUUUCUACUACGUCUUUUUUUGGGGGGAUCCUCUCUAGAUCCCCAUAAGCGGACCUGCCAUACGGAGGAGGCAUUUGGGGGCUCAGGAAGAAAUUAGCGCAGCUCCAUACCUGUACGGACUGCAUAGCUUUUAAACUCCUGGACUCAAAGAUAAGGAUCCACAUACACACAGGUACAGGAAAUACAGCCAGACCAAAGCCUUUUAAGACCCGAGCUGACCGGAAGACGUUGCCUUUCAUUCAUUCACUCUGCCCGCGUCUGUGGAGUCCUUUACUAGGCGACAAACCCUGCAAGAGAAGUUGGACAUUUUUUAAAGGUCCCUGCGCUCGCCAAGCGGAGGAAAUAGAUGCUCAGGAGUGAACUACCGAGAGAAUCGGAUCUGGCGCCUCCUAACGCAGCUGGCAAACAUGCGAAGGACCUUGAGUCACCUUGUUCCAAGGGGGAAACGGGCUUCAGGAGGCGCCCAGAGGUGACUUCAGGUGGCGCGACCCAGGAGUCCGAGCUCUGGAAGAAGGGCCACUGGAGCAGCUGUGGAGAUGUGAGGCGCCGGCAGCAGGAGAGCCGUGAGGCCCGGGCGCUGGGGCACUUCCAGGAAGAGGCGCGGACGCUGACGGCGCGGGGCCAGGGACUGUGGGCGGUACCGUCCGAUGGAACGAGUCACCUGACUCGUGCAGGCCACGCCCACCCCCUCGUGGGCGGGGAGCAUGCAAAUCAGCACGCGGCGGCGGCCAAUCGUGGUGCGCGCCGGGGGUCCGGGGCCCAGGGAUCCGGGACGCUGCCUCGCGCGCAGGCUUUCGUCUCUGCAGACCCGGGCUUUUGCAAGCGGCGUGGCGGGCUUGCGAGCUUGUGCUGUAGUCGCUUCCUCGACCUUCUCGUCUUUAGCGGCCGGCCGGGUCAGGCCGGACCCGCGCAGGGGCCCAGGCGGCGGCUGCCUCAGCCGGAGGCGGAGGCGGAGGUGCGGGGGGGGGUGGGGGCCGCUGCCUUCGCAGGCGCCUGGGCCGGCCCGCGCCUUUUCAGCGUGCUCCAUGCAUCCGGAGCCCGCCCCGCCCCCGAGCAGCAACAGCCCUGAGCUUCCCCUCAGCUGCGGCAACACUACCAGCGGCAGCCGCCGGAGCCGCCGGCGCAGCGGGGACGGGGAGCCCCCGGGGUCGCCGUCGCCCCCGCCGCCCGCCGUGACCUACCCGGACUGGAUCGGCCAGAGUUACUCGGAGGUGAUGAGCCUAAACGAGCACUCCAUGCAGGCGCUGUCCUGGCGCAAGCUCUACUUGAGCCGCGCCAAGCUCAAAGCCUCCAGCCGGACUUCGGCUCUGCUCUCCGGCUUCGCCAUGGUGGCGAUGGUGGAGGUGCAGCUGGACGCUGACCACGACUACCCGCCGGGGCUGCUCAUCGCCUUCAGUGCCUGCACCACGGUGCUGGUGGCCGUGCACCUGUUUGCGCUCAUGAUCAGCACCUGCAUCCUGCCCAAUAUUGAGGCGGUGAGCAACGUGCACAACCUCAACUCGGUCAAAGAGUCGCCCCACGAGCGCAUGCACCGCCACAUCGAGCUGGCCUGGGCCUUCUCCACUGUCAUCGGCACGCUGCUCUUCCUGGCUGAGGUCGUGCUGCUCUGCUGGGUCAAGUUCUUGCCUCUCAAGAAACAGCCGGGUCAGGUGCGGCCCACCAGCAAGCCCCCGGCCAGCGGCGCAGCCGCCAACGUCAGCGGCAGCACCGGCGGCAUCACCCCAGGACAGGCCGCCGCCAUCGCCUCCACCACCAUUAUGGUGCCCUUCGGCCUGAUCUUUAUCGUCUUUGCUGUCCACUUCUACCGCUCACUGGUCAGCCAUAAGACGGACCGACAGUUCCAGGAGCUCAAUGAGCUGGCCGAGUUUGCCCGCCUGCAGGACCAGCUGGACCACAGAGGGGACCACCCCCUGACCCCCGGCAGCCACUAUGCCUAAGCCCUCCUGGGCUGGGCACUUCGGAGCUUUGGCCUUACGCCCUUCCCCACGACCUUGUCCCGGCCCAGCCUCAAGGACAGCCCGUAUAGGGGGCUGGGCUUUUGUCAGGGGGCAGAGAGUGGAGGGAAGAGGCUUUUUUUUAAAGAGAAAUUACUGCACUUUGAAACUUUCCUCUAAGAGAAUAAGCACUUCCUGUUCUUCCAGCUCCAGGUUCACCUCCUGUUCUGAAGCCACCGGUGGGAGCCAGAGAGGGGACAAACGCUCCCUUUGUCCCUCCUCCUCCCCUGUGCCAGUGCCACCUGGGUGCCUCCUGUCCUUUCCGUCUUGACCCCCCUCCCCGUUCAGUGUCGAUUGUGUGCGUGUGUGUGCGUGUGCGAACGCAGAAAUAUACUCAUAAGGGACACCUCCUCUUGUGUCUGUAUUUGUUGGGUCUGGACUGCCUGGUAUUUUCUCCUGGUGCCCCAAUAGGUGAGCCUCUAAACAAAAAAAUUUUUUUCAACAUUUUGGGAAAUUUCAAACCUACCCCCAAAAGUUCCAUGAAGAGUAACUGAAAUAUAUAUACAGUCAGUUCUUAUUCGCAGUGGUUCUGUUCUAUAGUCACAGAACACUGAAUUAGUAUUUCUCCUAAGAGAAAUAUGGGGUUAUGUUCCUGCAAGCCUCUGGUCACAACAUUUUUGUCAACCAAUCAAUACACAGCCUUGUGUUUUGUGUGUUUCUUUUUAAAGACGCCUUAAUAUGUUAUAUAUAACAUUGAACUUACACGCUAUUGCUAUCACAACAGCACUAUCACUCACUUGUGACUGAAACUUACAUAACACACAUUUUCUCCGUAAGGCACAUCACAGCCUUCCUGUGCUCUGAACACUAGACAGCACUUCAUUGUUACCCUUGGGGACCAUCUUAAUUAGUGAAAUCACCAACAAAAAGCACCAAAAUGUGAAAAACGUAGCACUAAAUAGACUGUGAAAAGGAUACUUGUUUACAGCAUGAGCUGAAAGAAGGCAGAGGGUCACCUUGUUUGACCUCAGCAAGUAGGCAAAUUUGCAAAUACUGAAAGUGUGAGUAAUGAGAAUGACAGUAUGUUUUCUCCCUGAGCCAUAUGCAUUAGUUACAGAUUUCUUCCUUAAACCAAGGACAUUCCUCUACAGAACCACAAUUCGAUGAUCAAAUUCAGGAAAUUUGACAUUGAUGCGAUACUAUUAUCUAAUACAACAACAUUCAUUUUCAGUUUCCCUCUUUGUCCUAAUCAUGUCCUUUCUUGUAGUGAUUUUUCCAUCCAGGAUCAUGCACUGCAUUGGGUUGUCAUGUCUCUUUAGUCACCUUUUAUUUGGGACAGCCUUUCUUUGUCCUUUGUAAUAUCAACAUUUUUGAAGAGUCUGAGCCAGUGUUUUGUUUUUUUUUAACAUCUUUAUUGGAGUAUAAUUGCUUUACAAUGGUGUGUUACUUUCUGUUUUAUAACAAAGUGAAUCAGUUAUACAUAUACAUAUGUUCCCAUAUCUCUUCCCUCUUGCGUCUCCCUCCCUCCCACCCCUCCAGGCGGUCACAAAGCACUGAGCUGAUCUCCCUGUGCUAUGCGUGAGCCAGUGGUUUUGUAGAAUGCUGCCUCUGUCUUGUUUCUCUGAUAUUUCCUCAUCUGUAUGAUCAGGUUAUGCAUUUUGGGAGGAAUUUUUUCUCCAUUUUGCAGAUGACAAAAAUUGAUGUCCAAAGAGGAUGUUUUCGAGCCUGGAAAUCUGGCUCAGAGCCUAGACACUCAAAAAAUCUUACGUAGACUGAUUCUGGCUUUGCUUAAGAAAUCGGAAGAUCCAGCAGCAGCAUUACUGGGCCUGCCUUCUUGCAGAGCAACAAUGAACAGGAGCUGAGUUGCAGCUACCUCUUACCCAGGAGAUGUAUUUGCCACAGUCCCCACCACUCCCUAUUGUAUGACACCAGCCCAGCUUCAUAUGUUACUCACCUGGCCCCAGAGGGCAUUUGUGUUUGACAGCUCAUUCUGUCCCAUAAACCUGAUACAGAAAGUGGUUUUAUAAAAACACAAGUGCUCUGGCUGAAGUGAGAGUUGGUUGUGGGAAAGUGUGGCCUUAAGCUUUUGUCCUUCUGUGCAGACUUGGACAUGGCCACAGCAGCUUGGUGGGCUGAGUGGAGGAGGGGGACCCCUUUAUCCUACUGCAGCUUGCCUCUGUCCUGCAUGAUAUACACCAGGACCCACCCCUCCCCUGUCCCCAGAAGGCCCUCUGACUGGGACCGAGUAGGGUGGGGCAGGUGCCCCUGUGUGAAAAUCUCCACUGCUCGCCAGAGAAAACCUAGGCAUCUUUCAUCCUUCCCCUAAGAUACCCACCUCCCUGCUUCUGCAGAGACCUGGGUAGAUAAUACAUUCAUAGGUUCCAAACACAGCAGUGAAAAAUUGCUGUCCCUCCCCUGUUCCCAGGUUCCCAAUUCUCCCCAGAGACAACCAUUGUUGCCAGUUUAUUUUGUUCCCAUCUAGACAUUUUAUACAUAAACAAGUACACAUCCUACCUUUUCUGAAAAAAUGGUAGUUUUCUAUACGCACUGCCACUGUUCUCACCUUAAGAGCAGACAGGCCUAAGUUUAAGCACAGUCACUUUCUAGUUUGGUGACUUGUGAGCCUCCCUGAACCUCAGUUUCCUCCUCUAAAAUGACACGAAUAAUAGCAGGACACCUCAUAGGUUGUUGAAGGGUCAUGGGAGA